This is a messenger RNA of Gavialis gangeticus (Gharial), 2689 nucleotides long. It is a transcript of the gene PABPC4, whose product is annotated as poly(A) binding protein cytoplasmic 4. Gene Ontology annotation, cellular component: ribonucleoprotein complex. Gene Ontology annotation, molecular function: RNA binding. The coding region runs from base 411 to 2303 and encodes 630 amino acids. NCBI's taxonomy places the organism in Eukaryota, Metazoa, Chordata, Crocodylia, Gavialidae. The transcript has 15 exons. The record is from RefSeq and is a predicted model, not a curated record.
AUUCUCAUUUAUUAUCGUUGCUAUUACUAUUAUUAUUCUUUUGCUCUCGAGUGCAGGUGGGAAAACCCCUCGCGGAGGAGACGCCUCGUGGGAGUCGGACGUCCCCUCCAGUUCCCAGGCUUGCUUUCGAGUCUUGAAAAUCCCUCGUUUUUUGGGGUGCUUUAACCCCCCCUCCGCUCCUAUCCUAACUUGGCUUUGAUCUCUUCUUUUUCCAGCAGCGUUUCCCUCCCUGCCUUUUUGCUCGGUCUUCCCCUCCGUUUCUGCGAGCCCAUCUUUUUUCAAAUAAGGUUUUAAGUCUUCCCUUAUUUUAAUUUUGUUUCCAAAAAUUUUCGUUUAAAAAAAAAAAAAAUCUAAAGGGGGAAAAAAAAUAAAAAGAGUAGUUUCCUGCGGGAGCGCGCGCUGGGCGGAAGAUGAAUACGGCCGCUAGCAGCUACCCGAUGGCGUCGCUGUACGUGGGCGACCUGCACCCCGACGUCACCGAAGCCAUGCUGUAUGAGAAGUUCAGCCCAGCGGGGCCUGUCCUUUCCAUUCGGGUCUGCAGAGAUAUGAUCACCCGGCGGUCCCUGGGAUACGCCUACGUCAACUUCCAGCAGCCAGCGGACGCUGAGCGUGCUCUAGACACCAUGAACUUUGAUGUGAUAAAAGGCAAACCAAUCCGCAUCAUGUGGUCUCAGCGGGACCCCUCCCUGAGGAAGUCGGGGGUUGGGAAUGUCUUCAUCAAGAACCUGGACAAAUCCAUAGACAACAAGGCACUUUACGAUACAUUCUCAGCCUUUGGGAAUAUCUUGUCAUGCAAGGUGGUGUGUGAUGAGAAUGGCUCUAAGGGCUACGCAUUUGUGCACUUUGAGACCCAGGAUGCUGCAGAUAGAGCCAUCGAGAAGAUGAACGGCAUGCUGCUAAACGACCGCAAAGUAUUUGUUGGGCGAUUCAAGUCCCGUAAAGAGCGGGAGGCUGAGUUGGGAGCCAAAGCAAAGGAAUUCACCAAUGUUUACAUUAAAAACUUUGGGGAUGACAUGGAUGAUGAGAGACUGAAGGAGCUCUUCAGCAAAUAUGGGAAGACUUUGAGUGUUAAGGUGAUGACAGACCCGACAGGAAAGUCCAAAGGCUUUGGCUUUGUGAGCUUUGAAAAACAUGAAGAUGCCAACAAGGCAGUGGAAGAGAUGAAUGGAAAGGACAUCAAUGGGAAAAUGGUGUUUGUUGGUCGAGCACAGAAGAAAGUAGAACGCCAGGCAGAGCUGAAACGGAAGUUUGAGCAGCUGAAACAAGAGAGAAUCAGUCGGUACCAGGGAGUUAACCUGUAUAUUAAAAACCUAGAUGACACUAUUGAUGAUGAAAAGCUGAGGAAGGAGUUCUCACCGUUUGGAUCAAUAACAAGUGCCAAGGUGAUGCUAGAGGAUGGACGAAGCAAAGGGUUUGGUUUUGUCUGCUUUUCCUCCCCUGAAGAAGCGACCAAAGCUGUGACUGAGAUGAACGGGCGUAUUGUGGGCUCCAAGCCCUUGUAUGUUGCGCUGGCACAGAGGAAAGAGGAGCGCAAGGCCCAUCUCACCAAUCAGUACAUGCAGCGCAUUGCUGGGAUGAGGGCCCUGCCAGCCAACACCAUCAUUAACCAGUUCCAGCCUGCUGCUGGGGGCUACUUCAUGCCUGCUGUGCCCCAGGCUCAGAGCAGACCGACUUACUAUGCACCCAAUCAGAUGACACAGAUGAGACCUAACCCACGCUGGCAGCAAGGGGGAAGGCCACAAGGCUUCCAAGGAAUGCCAAAUGCCAUGCGCCAGUCUGGGCCACGUCCAGCACUGCGCCAUCUGGCCCCCGCUGGCAAUACUCAGGCCUCUCGUGGCCUCCCGGCUGCUGCCCAGAGAGUCGGGGUUGCCACUGCAGCUCAGAAUUUAGCUCCUCGUCCGCCUGUAGCUGCCCCUGCUCCCAGAGCAGUUCCUCCUUAUAAAUAUGCCUCAAGUGUCCGCAGCCCACACCCAACUGUUCAGCCUUUGCAGGCACCUCAGCCUGCAGUACACGUGCAGGGACAGGAACCUUUAACAGCUUCCAUGCUGGCUGCUGCCCCUCCCCAGGAGCAGAAACAGAUGCUGGGAGAACGCUUGUUCCCCCUGAUUCAAGCUAUGCACCCCAGCCUUGCGGGGAAGAUCACAGGAAUGCUGCUAGAGAUUGACAAUUCAGAGCUACUGCACAUGCUGGAGUCUCCAGAAUCCCUCCGGUCAAAGGUGGAGGAGGCUGUUGCUGUGUUGCAGGCUCACCAAGCCAAGAAAGAAGCUGCCCAGAAGGUGGGCGUGGUUGCUGCUACCUCUUAAACCAGGAAGACUGGAUGCAAAGAAGCCAAAUAGCCCCUUCAUAGACAUCAGCUCAAGAUGUUUGAAGAUACUCUUAAUUGUCCUGCAGAUCUCCGCAACAUGCAUAUCAAAUAACCAUAUUGCAUUUUGUAAAUUAACCUUUAAAAUCUUAUUUAAAAAAAAAUCAAUUCCAUGAAGCUUUAGAUUUCCAAGACCAGGAUUAAGUUUGCAAGCUUUUCCUUUGUGGCCAGGACAGAGUUUAACCUUUGUCUUUUCUAAGCAGGACAUCGAGGAUUUCUGAUUGAAAGUUUUUUGUGGUUUUGGUUUUAACUGAACAAUCCAGUUUGCAAAAUCUGGAAAGUGUUUAUCAAUAAAGGAAUAAAAACUUUCACUAAAUGGGUCUCUUC